Hypanus sabinus (Atlantic stingray) is the source of this 12041-nucleotide messenger RNA. RefSeq names its product tensin-2-like. The record is from RefSeq and is a predicted model, not a curated record. Lineage: Eukaryota; Metazoa; Chordata; Chondrichthyes; Myliobatiformes; Dasyatidae. The transcript is spliced from 29 exons. The coding region runs from base 752 to 5431 and encodes 1559 amino acids. Gene Ontology annotation, molecular function: protein tyrosine phosphatase activity; protein binding. Gene Ontology annotation, biological process: peptidyl-tyrosine dephosphorylation.
UUGUUUGAGGGGAUGUACCAGUGAGUCUUCGGACUCCAGGAGCAAGGGGGCUAUAAUGAACUUUUGUAUAAAUACCCAGCAGGGCACCCUUCACACCACAGUUCCACUACUCAAGACAUACGCUGCAUGAACGCGACGUCAUUCCCGCCUGAAAGUGCACGCGCGGGCGCAAUGUCGCACGCGGCCUGAUGCGGCGGGAUAGUGUGCCUUUCCAGCUUGUCCUCUGCCUUGCUCUGUGCGAGGGGAAGAACAAACGCUCUUCAAUCAAACAUUUUUAUCCGACCCCGCGCGCACUUGGCCUGUCACGUGUCGGGCAAUUUGUUUUCAUGCGCACAAUUUCCAGCCAGAGUUGUUGAAAUGUUAUGCUUGCAGAACCAACAGAUUUGAGUGAAAAAAAAGAGACCGGCAUUGUACACACAGUUGGGGCAGCUGGAUAAACAGCCAACGAAAAACUGCGAAGAAUGUAUGAAAACAUCGAUUCAUAGUGACUGGGCAUUCACCAUUUGCCGACAGCAAAGGAAAAGCACGUUGAUGAUAUCGCUCCAGAACUAUUUGCUGAAAGCAAGUCUUGCUGCCGUCUUUAUUUCUCACGAAGCCUGGUAAGGUCGAUCCCCCAACUACUCACAGCUUCAAGGAGAAGACAUUUAAGAAGAAGAAGCACUGUGUAGUAUGCAAACAGCCAAUCACAUCACAGGGCAUCUUAUGUCGCGUCUGCAAGUUAGCAAGUCACAAGAAAUGUGAAUCCAAGGUAAUGACCAUCUGUGUGCCUCCAGCCCCGCGCAGCCUUGAACUUCCAAGGAAGAGUACUGGAACAGUGAAGAAUAUAGAGCAUUUGGGGUCAACAAGAUCUUUGAAAAGUCCCAAUCAAAGGAGCACUCUGCCAAGGAGUUUCAGUGUGGACCACGUCAUGGAGAAGAACUAUGAUUUUGACCUGACGUACAUCACAGAGCGAAUUAUUUCAGUUUUCUUCCCAUCGGUGCUUGAGGAACAGCGAUAUCGCAGCAAUCUGAAGGAAGUUGCUCACAUGUUGAAGUCCAAGCAUGGAGAUAAUUAUUUGCUUUUCAAUCUGUCCGAAAAGAGGCAAGACAUCAGCAGACUCAAUCCCAAGGUUCAGGACUUUGGCUGGCCUGACCUUCAUGCUCCUCCACUGGACAAGAUUUGUGCCAUCUGCAAAGCCAUGGAGAUGUGGCUGAACUCUGACCCCCAUCAUGUUGUUGUCCUGCACUGCAAGGGUAACAAAGGUCGAACAGGAGUUAUAAUUGCAGCAUACAUGCACUACAGCAAGAUAUCUGCAGGGGCUGACCAGGCACUCAGUACACUAGCCAUGAGGAAGUUCUGUGAGGACAAAGUUGCUCCAGCAAUACAACCUUCACAAACCAGAUACAUCUAUUACUUCAGCGGCCUGUUGUCUGGAGCGAUAAAAAUGAACAGCAUGCCCCUGUUCCUGCACCAUGUCAUCAUCCCUGCUAUACCCAGCUUUGAGCCCCAUGGAGGAUGCCACCCAUUCCUGAAGAUUUAUCAGUCAAUGCAACUUGUCUACACUUCAGGCAUCUACAGUGUCCAAGCACCUGGUUGUAAAAAGUUGUGCAUCUCUAUCGAGCCUGCCUUACUGCUGAAGGGAGACAUUAUGGUGAAGUGUUACCAUAAGCAAUACAAAAACCCGGAACGGGACGUUGUUUUUCGAGUACAGUUCCAUACUUGCGCUAUCCAUGGCUCACAGCUCUGGUUUGGAAAGGAUGAACUGGAUGAUGCUUAUGGAGAUGACAGGUUUCCACGAGAUGCUAUGGUGGAGUUCAUUUUCUCUUCUGGUCCAGAGAAAAUCAAAGAGGGAGAAUAUUUAAGGAAUGAUUCAACAGUGACUGUGGAUUACAACACCUCUGAUCCAACAGUUAGAUGGGAUUCCUAUGAGAACUUCAACCUUCACCAUGAGGAUGGACUGGAAGAAGUACCUCACACACGAGGACCACUAGAUGGAAGCUUAUACGCCAAAGUCAAGAAGAGGAGUCCAAGCAUUGGCACAGCCAAUGGUAGUCCGUUAAGUGUCACAUCUGUUCAUUGUGGCCACACCUUGUCUGUCAGCACAGAUUCUGGCCAUUCCACUGCUUCAGUUAAGACAGAGGACCACAGUGUUAGCACAAAGCAAGUUCCAUCACAAGUAGAGAAGGAGCAGCUAGAUCGAUUGCUCAGUGGGUUUGGUGUGGGCGCAAUGAAGAAUGGGCAAAAUAUGAUGUCCCAACCAGGGAUUGCUUCACAGAGCUGCUCCCAUGGCCGAUCUAGCUCCAAUGAAAGGGAAACAGACAUACUGGAUGAUGAAGAUGCAUGUGAGAUGAAUAGGUUUGCCACUUUGCCGAGAAACAUGCAUCACAAUGCCCAUCCUUACAAUGUUAAGGUUAGCCAUCACUCACCAGAGCACAGAAUACCUGGUUAUGGCCAUAGUCCUGUAGGACUACGAACUGAUGUCUACUACAGGCCUGAUGGGACACUAGAAAGAAGACGACCCAUGUUUGAGAGAAACAUAGGCCCAGUGAGUGACGUUGGGGUGGAGGGCAGACUGCACAAUCCUUAUGAGCAUGUGAAAGGGAUAGACCCCAUUCAGCACCAGGCAGCAAUGUUGGAGAGGGUGAGUUACCAACGGCCACGCAAUGAUGUACUCCAGGUCUACUCACCUAUGUUUCAUCAGUAUACCUGCUCAGAGAGAAUGCCUCCUGGUCUAGUCCAUCGAAUGAGACAUGGGGAUGAUGCCCAAAGAGACCAUGACAUUAAGGCAAAUAGGAACCGGAUAAUUGAUUACCACCAUUUAGAGGGAAUUCUGGAUGGACAAACUGUACAGUUUCUUGAGCGUGAUUCUCCAGAAAUUAUGUCUCACAAUUGUGGCUGUCGUAACUGUUCUUUAAAAAUGUCAGAGGAAGAGGUGGAGAGAUCUGCAGCAGCGUUUAAUGCUAUUAAGUUAGACCACGACUCAUUGUACCAGCACCCUUGUCCUCCUGACCUAGAUAUGUGGCAACAUGAUCAUCCAAAGCCACAUCUGCUAAACCACCCUAUCAGAAAUGGACAGGCACCUCAACCAGUUCCCCUGCUGAUGCCUGCACACUCAUACAGUCAGUACCCAAGAGGACAUGGAUACACCUCAUUCGGUUAUAACCAUGCCCAUGCAAAUAUGCCAGUGGCAACCCCAAUGGCUCAUGCCUACUCCACACCGAUUUCACCAGUUCCUCAUGGGCAGCUUCAGAGAAACAUGGAAGGUUCUUCUGAAUCACAUGCUCCUUACGGCAGGUACCCAGAGCUGAAGUACAGCCCAGAUUACCAGCAACAUUACCAGCAACAUUAUCCAUAUGACCAUUACCAAGAGCAGCACUGUGCCAACAGAAGCUGUGAAGUCUACCCGGACAGUCCACUCAUGUCAUCCUCUGUGCUGGGACCAUGUGCUCAGAGUCCACAAGGGCCUGCUUCUGUGUCAGCAGUGAACUCGUGUGCGUCCCAGGUUUUCUCCAGGAACUUAAGUGCUUGUGAUCGAGCUGUAAGACCAACCGAUGAAGGUCCUCAAUACCCAGAAGCCGCACCCUCUCAGCAACUGCCUGAAGUCCAACUCCAUGCUGAUUCAGCAGCCUGGGGAAAAGAAAUGAUGGUAUAUGGUGCUCCUGGAGAACUUAAUAACACCAAAAUUCCAAGGCAACACCACAGUGAAGGAAUGGUAACCUGUAGCUCUCCAUCUAAUAUCACUGAAGUGUCAACUGCUGGAUCCACAGGCAGCCCUGGACAUAAUCCUGAAAGCAGUACGGCGACAACAGAUGGCAGCCCUACAACACCAAUGCAGACCCCUCUGGUUACUGGACAAAAGCAGGCAUCCCUACCCAGACCAGAGGCAAGUCUGCCCCCCACCACUGUCUCUCCUGAGCCAGGAAACAGCUGUCAAAGAAGCAAGAGCCCUAGCAGUCCAGCUAACCAGCAGUCCAGUGCCUAUCAGGUAAAUGGCAUUGAGACCCACACAGUGUCUAGUGACCUGGGGAGUACUCAUCAGUCAUUGACCAAUGACACACAGCGAAGUCCAAACCAAAAUAAAGAUGGUUUCACUCGGUCACCACCACCCUGCAGCCCAGUCAUGAAGGGGUGUUUACCAGAGACUACCUCUGACCACUGCAACUCGAUUACAUCGCCAACUUCAGCCAUUGUCAGGCAUCCAUCGAACGACACCACGAGCAACCCUUGCUUUAUCAACACACAACACCAGCUGUUGAGUCUGGACCCUGCAGCAUCACAAUCAUGCCAAGGAAGUCCAGAUUCCUUGGCACCUCCAACCCCUGCCUUCCCAGUUGUGACUCCCUACAGUGCUCCUACCUCUCCUUCUGAAGUAUUCACCUACCAAUCAAGCGGCUCGAUGUACCCACAGCAACCACCUUUACCAGAGAAACGGCGGAUGUCUGCCAGCCAUGGACCAGCAAAUGAAAGGUCCUUCUCAAUCACACACAGAGGCGCACAAACUCCUAAUGAAGGUACUACACACCAUGUGACCUUCUCCCCAACCACUUUGGACUUCCCAAUGCAUUCAUUAACAGAUGGAUAUCAGGAAAGCCAUAUCAAUGCCAAGUUUGUCCAAGACACAUCUAAGUUUUGGUAUAAGCCGAACAUCUCCAGGGACCAAGCCAUUGCCCUUCUGAAAGACCGGGAGCCUGGCUCAUUCCUGAUUCGGGACAGCAAUUCAUUUCAGGGGGCCUAUGGCCUUGCCCUCAAAGUGCUGAUGCCUCCAGCUAACUUCAGUUCCCACAGCAUUAAAGGUGACCCAAAUGAACUGCUUGUCAGGCAUUUUCUUGUUGAAACAGGCCCGAAGGGAGUGAAGAUCAAGGGCUGUCAGAAUGAACCGCACUUUGGAAGCCUGUCAGCUCUGGUGUAUCAGCACUCUAUCACACCCAUCUCCCUGCCUUACAAGUUGAAGAUUCCGGAUAAAGAUCCCAUGGAUGAAAUCCAGGAGAGCGUUGUCCCUGGCCACACCAGUACCGCUGCUGAACUGCUUAAACAGGGAGCAGCUUGCAACGUGUUGUAUAUCAACUCAGUGGAGACAGAGUCGCUCACUGGCCCACAGGCUGUUGCCAAAGCAACCAUGCAGACAUUUGCUAUGAAGCCUCGGCCUACUGCCACCAUGGUCCACUUCAAAGUCUCAGUGCAGGGCAUCACCCUAACCGACAGCCAACGGAAGAUUUUUUUCAGACGACAUUACCCAGUUAACACUGUAACGUUCUGCAACCUGGGUCCCCAGGACAAAAGGUGGACUAACCCAGAUGGCACAACAUCAAAAAUGUUUGGUUUUGUGGCGAAGAAACAGGGAAGCACAUCGGACAAUGUCUGUCAUCUUUUUGCUGAACUUGACCCAGAGCAGCCAGCAUCCGCCAUAGUGAACUUCAUCACCAAAGUCAUGCUCGGGCCACAGAAAAGAUGAGAUGGAGAUUUGCUGCAUUCAAAGACAAACCAAAGGGGUCAACUGGCCAGACAAGGAUAGCUAGCUCCUACUACAUCACCCAAAGGAGCAAGCUUUAGAAACAUCAGUGUUCCUCUUAAAAACAAUCCUUUUCUCUGUAUAAGAUCAACUUGCUCUAGCCUCUAUAUAGAUAUUCAUAUUACACGAGGUUCCUUUUAAUCUCAACUCAUGUUUGAUGGCUGCACUUUGUAAGGUGUUAAUGUUAGGUUGGGUCCCACUCCCUCACAGCCUAGUCCUCCUCAGAGAGUGAAUUCAAUCAUGAUGAGAUAAACUGAUUGCACUGCGCAAUGCCUGCAUUGUGUUUCACUGAGGAUCCUCAUUGUAACUGCCCAUGUAAAUGGGAGCCCAGCGGACUCAAUCAUUGAAUAACACCAUGUGUUACUAAUACAACAGGCAUGUGCAAAAUGUUUAGGUGGGGGACUAGACAAGGAGGAAAGGGGCUGUGGGAUGAUUAAAGAGUAGUGGAUUAAUUGGGACCAAUGUUAGAUCCAGAUUUAUGAAGCUAAGAACUCACUCAAGUUUAAGUGUGAAGUUUCCAAAGUAUCUGGUGCUGCAAUGUGGACGUCACUGGCAGCUUGGAGUGUUCACAUGAAUAUUGCUGUUCCCUAAAGGCACUGCCAUCCUUUGUAGUAGAAUGUCAUACUGCACUGGUCUUUGAUUAUAAGUUCAGAGCAGGUCUAACUUGUAGUAUCAGUCAGUGAAAAUGUAAUGUUGGUCUGACAUUUAUCGAGGCUUUCAAUGAAAGCUUUUGGGAGAACAAAGUUGGUGAUACUUGAAGACGAAGUGUAAUGGAUUUGGGAUUCCUUACCAACAACAAUAGCACAGCUUAACUCACCAAAAUAUUAUUUUAUUGAAUGAAAGACUAGUCCUUCCUAUCUUUUCCAGAUCAGGUCAGGCUGGUCAUAAACCAGUUCUUGUAUUAGAGUGGUUUGGACAUGGGCUAAGGUGUAUUUCCAGACUCUCAAAACCAGCUGACAAACCUAGUCUGCUCAGAACACAGCCUAACUAAAGAGCGGAGGAAGCAGAAAGUGUAGCAAACUCUCUCCCAGUAAAGUCAAAGUAACCAGGGUUUCCCUGAAGAUGGUUUUAUUGUCUACAAACUAAACUUGCCUUCCCAAAACAAAAUUCCAUUUGGAGACUUAAUUUACAAGGGCUUCUCUCCCAGUUCUUGGGCCAUUACACAUCAGUAGGUGUACUUGGCACCAACUAGUACCAAGGAAGGGUGCUAUGCUGAAGCAUUCCCAGGUGUGAUCCCUCACUGCCCCCCCCCUGCACAUCUGCCAAGUGCUAACUUUUGCAACACUUCCCAUUGGGUAGGUGGAGUGGGUUACACUUUUAAGGUUAUUCUUAGCACCAAAUCAUUGAAACAUUAAAACCCGUCCCAUGUUCUGUGGCUCUGUCCUUUCCACUGCCCGAAUACCUGUAUUUACACUGAGCAGUAAUAAGCCUGGCAUUUUAAAAAAAACUUUUUCAUUACCUAUGGUAACAACAUUUCAGAUCGAAGUCCUUUCACUGGAGCACUAGCAAAUGGUUAUUGACCUGAAACAUUAAUUCAGUUGCUCUCUACACAGACACUGCCUGACCUGCUGAGUGUUCCAGCACUUUCUGUUUACUGUGAUUGCUUUUGGAUGACUCAAAAACAUUAGCCAUUGGCCUCCCAGGAUCUCAUGGCAUUUGUCCUGAACUCCUUUGCUCUGCCUUUGCCCUACUGGAUCUUCAAGGACGUCUUUGAACCCCUGCCAGUAGCCUGUUUGGUUUUGAUAUCAACCCACCCAAAUGGUCAGCUCAGUCAGUGCAGUAGUGUGGUAAGCCUCACCUAAAUUCCCACUGGAGUGACAGCCUUCCAUCUCUCCCAACAACUAUCUUUGGGUGAUGGAUGAUUUUGUGCUGUGUCUUCCUGAGUCAACUUCACCUUGAGACCCUUAGAACAAAGCUCUUGCUCCACACUAUCCUCUUAACCACCGCCCCCCUUCCCCAUCAUCUGACUGUAGAAGUGGAGCAAAAUGGAACUUAGCAUUCACAUACCCUACAGUUCUUCUGCAUAUCACCUCUUACUUCAGGAGUGCUCUGUGAAUCAGCCUUGACUAAUGUUACAUUCUGUUGUUUGGAUCAAAUGAGCUGGCCUACAGAAGCACUCAGAUGCCUUUGAAAUGCUUGUGUAAAAUGUCUGGUUCUUUAUUAUAAUGUAAACAAGAACCAUGGAGCUAGUAGUGAACAACAACAGCUCAGCACCAGAUUCCUGGUAUGUAAUAUAUAGUAUGCGUAUGUAAUAUAUUGUGUAUAUUAAUGUGUUGGUGACAAAGAUUGGCUAUUAUGUGAUCUCAGAGUAGUCACAACACCUGACAAAUGGUGAACUAACAUGAUAGUUUCUGCUGUGCUUAUUAAAUAUGCCAGUGUGUUUUAUUAUGGCACAUAGCUGAGAGAGCCUUGGAAGCAGAUUAGUAUUGAAAUAUUAUUUCUAUAAAGUGGCUGGGUUAUGCAUUUGGCUGAAUAUGUUGCUAUCCCUCCAGACUUUUGGGUGGAAUGUUCACAUAACGUGACCGAGUGCAAAAUCUUGACAAGCACAAGUAAAAUGAAUGAUUUGGUCAUCAUUGCACUGCAGAUUGUAGGAUCUUGCUGUGUACUAUCUACAUGGCACAAUUCACUUCAGAAGCUGUUUCAUGCAUUCCUAAAUGCCUUGGGCCAUCUCAAGCUUGUGGAAAGUUUUUCAGUUUUUUCACAUUACAGCUUACAGCAGAUUUGGUCAGAGGUUGCCAUAAACACAAGUCAGCCUUCCAAUACCAGACAACAAUGGCUUGUCACUGAGCAUAUGUGCAACAAGUCUUUUUUUUAAAAAAACAAGGCAAGUAAGGGAUAGUUGAUAUUGGGAAGGUUUUCAGCUGCUUUUGAUAGUGAGUGUAUGUAGGCCAGCCUAGAAGCACCUUGCCCAAAACUAAACCACUCUAAACAGCCAUUUUGUACAGAGGUCCUCAUUCCUGUAGUGUGGAGAUCAAUCUUUCAAACUAAUAUGUUUAUGAAUGGCUUUCUGGUUGCACGCUCAAAUAAGAGGAAUCACACGCAUUCAUUUCAGUGAAGAAAAGUAUAUUUUUAUGUUUUUGCUCAGAUAUAGACACGUCAAAAAUAUUAAUCCAAAAGAUUUCAAUAUUAUGAUAAACUGUCACAAAAUGUCAAUGAGUCACUGCUAAAUGUGUUGUAACCUUUAUGUUUAACAAUAUAUUCAAACAAGUUCAGCUUCACAGAUUAUUGAAGAUUGGUGCUCCAUCUAAGAACUACCAGAAUCUUGCUGACAAUGUUGCUUUUCUUUAUUUUUGCCUAGGGGAGGAUGAAGGUUGAUAUGUUUGGUGAGAUUGGGAAUGAUAGAGAGGAAGUUUGUAGUGCAUUUCUGAGUUCUGCGUGUUUUCAGAUUGGCAGCACGACUGAGAACUGGCUAAUUGGUGGGCACAGUGGCUUGUGGAUCGUGAGUGGGCAAAGUAGAUUUUGGUCAUGACACAUGGCCUCACCACACCAUUGGAAGUAGAAUCCCUUGAAAUCCCAGGAGCAAGAUAUAUAGAAUAAGGCCACAGGAGAUAAGCAAGGGAAAAGUCAGCAUAUUUGGGCUAUAGUAGCAGAAUAAUUUUCCAUUGAUUCAGAGACACAAGUUCAAAUCCCACCAUCGUAGCAGGGGAAUUCAAGUUCAGGUACAGUAAUGAAAUCUGGAAAAAAAAAACUAUACAUUGGCCUGGGUCUAUGUUAUAAUGUAUUCUAGAAAUGAGCAGAUUCUUAGAAAUUUCUACUGAUCUAAUGCACUUCUGUGUUUAAGCAAAGGAAAUCUGCCAUCCUUGUGACUCCAGACCGAUCAAAGUGGUUUAACUGCUCUCUCAGAGCCACUUGGCUCAGGGUCUAGGGAGGGAUCGGCAAUAAACAACAUUGGAAUUUUUACCACCUCACCUGGGUGGCAACAAAGUCACCUGGGCUUCCUCCAGUUAAACAAGUGGUGGGGAAGGGAGAGAAAGUGUCAGAGGUGUCUUUUUGGGACCUCCCCUCACCUCUUGCAUUGUGUGCAUAGUGUUAUAUUUUACAUAAAGCUAGACAGUAGCCUUUCUAAUUCCUCGACUGAUUUUUUCCCCUUUGCAAAAGAUACUAUCCCUUCUGAAUGAUUACUUAAAGUACAUGAAGGGUGGAGAGGGAAAGUGAUAGUUGCCCUCCAAUGCCUGUAACCCACUGUGCCCAUGGGGUGUAGCUAAUACUUUGUAAAUCUGUGAGGCUGAGGUACCCAUUGGGCCAAGCAGCAAAAAAGGUAUAUAUUUGAAGAGCUUUCACCAUACUGUAUAUUACAUAUUUUAAUCAAAGUCUAUAGUUUUAUUUGUAUAGCUCAGACAUUUAUUUUGCCUGAUAAUGGAGAAUUUAUGGAAAAAGCUUUAGUCAAGAAUGUAUAAUAUAUUAUACUUACGCUGUUUUUUCUUUGUGUAUGUAGUGUGGUAUCAAACACCAGCUAAACAAGUUCUGUGUAUUCUUUUGUGGGUGUGCCAUGUGUAAGUGUCUGGUUUCCAAUUAAGCAAUGUUGCAAAAAACAUGGACAAUCACCCCUUGUUUUCUCUUUUUGAAUUUAGCUCCAAGGAUACUUCCUGCCUUUUUCCCCAAACCUUUAUGUGAAGUUGUCUGGUGCAGAUGACAUGGGCCAUGAUCUUGUGCUGAACUCAAUCAAAAUGACCAUCCAGUGGAUGAAUAUUCAAAUCUCCAUUGGCUAUACUGCCUUCCCCAGUUGAUUAGUCUGCCAGUGUGAAUUGGAGCACCAGUUUCCCAUCAGAAUUUAUGAUGAAUUGGAUCCUUGAAGGAAGUUCAGGAGGAAGUUGGAUGGAGUGAGGGUGGUGGGGAUUAUUCAUGUGAGAUAGCAAGGUCUGAUCCUGAUUCAUCUAUCUUUAGAAAGUCCAAGUCAAUCAUCACCCCAAACCCCGUCUGCAUAUUAAUCAGUGCUACAACUUUAAAUUUCUGUUAAUUUUCAAAUCCUUCCAACAACUCACCCCUUCUCCAUCCCUUUAAUCUCCUCCUACCCAAUAACCCUACAGUCCAAGAGCAUGAUCCUUCCUACACAGACACUAACAUAGCUCCUGGACCUCUUUUAUAUUUGCCACCACAGUAAGAAGCCCUUUCCCCAACAUUGACAGCUACAUUUAGCACUAGAAAUACCUCCCAAAUUCACCCUUUAUGUUGUGAGUCCAUCCUCAAAAACAUAUGAGAUUUUGGUCAUCCGUCCUUUUGCACCUUGAUACCAGUUUUGGUUUGGUGAUUGCUCCUUUGAGAUAUUUCAUUGCAUUAAAGGUGCUGUAAAAAUGAAAGAUGUUGCUAUUCUUCAAUAGGAUUUUAUAUGGACCAAUUAAAAUAGCUCCUGAUUAUCAUGUUUUCCUUUCAAAAUUAAUUUAUUCAUGAAAAUGUGCAAUGUUGUGAGUGCUUUCUGGUUGGGAGAAGUAAAUCUUUGACCCUUUGAGCUGCCUCAUUCACUCUCCAUGGCCACAGGUUAAGUUAUACAGCACCAUUCAAUGUCCAGAUUUCAGUCAAGAACAGCAACUGAGCAAAACUCAAGAUUAACAUCCACAGGUGAAGAAAAUACUAAAAAUUGGAAACCAACAGGAGAAUAAUUCACAGAAGUUUACAGAAAAAAUCCAGUUUGAAAAUGUUGCUAGUGUAAUUGUGAAAGAAGCGGGUUAGGUUUUUGUGCUUAAGCAUGCAAAGCUGCUGUAGAACAGGGUAGGAGUGUGGUGAUUGCCACUGGAGAGUUCAGUAGAGCUCUUACUGUUUAUCAGCUGUAACAUUAACUUUAGGAUGAAAAGUAGGAUAGAAGACCUCUCUCAUAAUAAAUUGGAAUAACUUAGACCUUUGCUUUCUUUGUUAAACCUUUAACUACAGUCUGUCAUUUUUAUUUAAUAAAACAGAAAAUCCCACUUUGCUUAAGCUCUAACUGGACACAGCUUUUGUUGCUGGAAAAGUUCUAUUUCCCUCCCCUCUCUCCUCCCUCCACUUGAGGCACUCACCUUUACUGAACUGCCCAAUAUUGACAAUGCCAUGACUUGAUUUGACGGUGGAUGUAACCACAAUCAUAACUCUGCCUUCGGUUCCUUGAGCACACAAGCAAAUUUCUAGCAAGGGUUUUCAGUGAAUACGUGGGAAUGCUGAAUGAUAUCAAGGGGACUAAGGCAGUGUCAUGUCUGUAUUGCUGACCCUUUAUUUGGUUGAGCUCAGCCAGAUUAUGUACUUAGCCCUGCCUCAAUUGGAGGGCAUUAUAAAUGCGCUUCUCUUGCGGGCAAGUUUUGAUACCAACACCAGCACUUACUGUCAUGUUUUCACCUCUGUUCCUCUGGAUUACAAUACUAUGUAUGAAUAUGAGUGGUUGAAGCAGUUGAAAGAUUUUUUUGAUUUCUACCAGCUUUGGGGGGAAAAUGCAACAGCAGCGCCGCCUGCUGGAAGAUGUGAGAUGCUGUGGAAUUUGUUUAAAUGGUUCCCGUGCCAAGUCAGAGUUUAUGGGAUUCCUGUUCUGCAAUGUAUAACAGAAUUUAAUUUGUUAAUAAAACAGCAGUCGCUAGAACUUAUUUCUAAA